CGGAGUAUCACAAGAAUCUUUACUUCCUUUCAUAGAACCAGUAUAAUUUCAAUUAGCCAGAUUAUGUUUUUUUUAAGAAUUUCGCUUUUUUUUAUUCUGCGCUAAUGAAUUCGCGUACGAUUACGAGUAGUCAUGAAAUUCUUCACUGUUUCUUUAAAUCGAUUUAGGUUUGCGUUCCAAUCGAAUUUCACUGCUACUGCACACUAACACUAAAAUGUUUACACACACCACGAACAUCACUAGGCUGACAUAUUGCAUAUAACAUUGCAUUGACCACAGAGAUCAGACAUAUUUUGACAUCUACAUUUGAUAUAACCUAAAUUGUAAUUUGUUUUUUUGACAUUUUUUCUUGUUGGAAAAACAGAUUGAGUUGCAAUUUGCUAAAUACAUGAAUGUUUGCAGUUAAUAAAUUAGAUAGGUUUCUGUUGAGGAUCUUUAGGAUUAAUUUCUGUCAACUUGUAGAUAUUUAGACUAAAACAGAUACAACUUAUGAACAAAAGGGUAUAAUAAAUGAUGGAUUCUUCGUCGAUAGUUAGUUUCAACAAUGACUCCACUUAUCAGACCACGCUAAAAGGUGAUGUGAGUGUACAUGAAUUAGCCUUGCACGCAAUGCGUGAUCGAUGUUUACUACUGCAACGAAGAUUAAGUACUUUAGAAAAUGAUAACAUGAAGUUAAAACUAGAUAUAUCUAAAAGAAGUUCUCCUUACAUUCCGUUGCAAGAAGACGAGAAAUUAAGACUUCAUCAACAAAUAGCGGAGCUUAAUAAGCAAAAGUCGCAACUUAUGCAUCAUGUUUUUAUGGUUUCAUGUGAGAAUAAAAACUUGUGGAAUAAAAUUUCGACUUUGAAGCGUUCAGAGAAACCACCAAGAGAAGGACUGAAACAACCUCUGCUACGCACAAACACAUAUGUAAAUAACACAUUAAGGUCGAGUUCCAAUUGUCAAGAAAAAUAUUCAGAAUCAAGUUUAGAAGAAAUAUCUCUAAAACUAAUAAACAGUUACAUUCAAGAGAAAUCACAAUUGGUAGAGCAAUAUGAACAAAUGUCUCAGCUUCAAGAAAUAGAUGAUGAUAUACUAAAUGUUGAUUCCAUAGGUUUUACAUAUAUAGAUGACCCAGCAUUUGAUUCAUUGAAAGAAAUACACAAUCAAACAGAGAAAUUACAUAAUUUAAAAAAGGAGAUAGAACUACAAGAAAAAGAUUUAAAACUAGUAUUAUCUAAAGUGGAGUCUGUUCUACUCGAAGGUUACAAAUGUCCAUCAUGCGCAGCGAACAAAUUGAAACAAAUAACUACAGAGGACAAAGAAGUUGAAACAAGUACAAGUCUUGUUGAUCUAGCUACAAUAGAGUCUCAAAAUUUCAAUGAAAACAGCACAUCAUUAGUUCAGAAUGCUUCAGAGUAUGAUGCAAAUAGUGACAUCGCUGAACCUUAUGACAAAAUGUGUCCAAUAUGCGGUGAAACUUUUAAAAAGCAUAUUGAGUUUUCAAUAUUUCAAUCUCAUGUAGAACAACACUUUAUUGGUGAAACCGAAGAUUCUUUCAAUUUAAAUAAUGGUCACAAUUCUUUUGAAAAUGUCAUGUGAUGCUGAUAUUUAAAAAAUAAUUAAAACCUGUGAUUAAAUUAUUUAAAUUUUUGUGAGACAUUAUAAUAAAUUAAAUAUAAACAACUUAUCUAGUGUCAGCACAGAUUAGUUGCAAGCCCUUCAUGGGACUUUCUUAAGGGCAUUGCAUUUGUCAGUGUGAAGGGUCGUGCGAAAUAAUACUAAUCCCACUCACCUUGAAGAAGGGCCCUGAUGGGUUCAAAGCUAGUUUGUGCCAACACCUGAUAAAUGCUAGAAUGUUAGCUGUUUUAUAUUUAUUUUAGAACAAUAAUGUAAACAUAACUGCAAUAAUACAUUUUCUCUUUUAUAGUUAAGUAAUUUAUUAAAUUGAGUAUGUUUGUAUGAUGGUGCAGAUGUAGUUUUAGGAUAUAGCUUUGCAGUUAUUUUAUCUGUGGUGGAGGAUUAAAAUAAUGGUUGAGAUAAUUAGAAAAUUACAGCACAUCUUAUUUCAAAUUUUAUGCAGGACUUUUAUUAUAUCUUAAUUUAAAAUAAUAGUAUAAAAAUGUAAUGAAUAUUUUUCUCUGACUAAUGUUAUUAAUAACAUGUCAGAUCAGUUGGACAGUAGUAUUCAAAAUCAACUGCCAUAUUGAAAACGCUAAGCCGCCAGGGAAACAAAUCCACUGUAGUAUGUUUUUUUUUUUCAAAAACAAAAGAAUUGAUUUAUUAAACAAAGUCGUAAAGGAUUCUAUCCAACUAUUAAUUAACCUUUCAAUCAAAGAUAUCCAAUAGAAGUGAAUCAAUAUUUUUUGUGACUUAACUAGGAAAGAUGGUGGAAUCAUAAUUAUAUUUUUAUGAUUUAAAAACAUUCCAUUUCAUAUAAGAUGUUGCCUGCCAGUAUUAGACAUUCUUGUAAAUAUUAUAAAUUUUAAACUUUGAAUAAAUAAUUAUGAUACAUUU
This is a messenger RNA of Papilio xuthus (Asian swallowtail), 2496 nucleotides long. RefSeq names its product C2H2-type zinc binding domain-containing protein spindle-F (gene spn-F). The record is from RefSeq and is a predicted model, not a curated record. NCBI's taxonomy places the organism in Eukaryota, Metazoa, Arthropoda, Insecta, Lepidoptera, Papilionidae. The coding region runs from base 511 to 1581 and encodes 356 amino acids. The transcript is spliced from 2 exons.